AUGUCCCCUUUGCUGCUGUGGGGACGACAGAAGCUGAGGUGGCAGCAGCCCGUUCUGAUACUGCUGUUGCAAUAUAUUGUUUACGAGGAUAGAAUGGUCCCCGUGAAGAAGGCCAGCAUGGCUACUCCACUGGCUUUCCCACGAGACAAGCCGGACAAAUGGAGAGCAGAACUAUUAAAGGAAGAGUUGUUUGGUGUGGAUAGAGAAGACUGGGACCCACCGGAAAAUGAAGCUUGCUGUUGUGAACCCGGUGGAGGAAAGGAAGUAAAAGAUGAUUUUGGGACUAAAAUGGGUUCGCUCGAACAGUGUUGCAGAGGUUGUGGCGGAGGCUGU
Messenger RNA from Striga asiatica, 333 nucleotides. The record is from the annotation of a GenBank genome assembly. Lineage: Eukaryota; Viridiplantae; Streptophyta; Magnoliopsida; Lamiales; Orobanchaceae.